This is a messenger RNA of Salarias fasciatus (jewelled blenny), 2485 nucleotides long. Its product is annotated as dynein regulatory complex protein 11. The record is from RefSeq and is a predicted model, not a curated record. The transcript is spliced from 19 exons. NCBI's taxonomy places the organism in Eukaryota, Metazoa, Chordata, Actinopteri, Blenniiformes, Blenniidae. Gene Ontology annotation, molecular function: ATP hydrolysis activity; ATP binding; protein binding. Bases 38 to 2485 code for a protein of 815 amino acids.
AAAAAGAAGAGCUUCUGUUUCCCCUGGAGGCUAAAACAUGUCGCAAAGGAUGUACAACCAGAUGUGGACAGAUGCCAUGGCCGAGCUGAGCCACUUGCUGACCGAAGAGCUCCCUGCUGAGCCUCGGCGUCCCGAAAAGGACAGAGUUGUGUUUUUCCAACACCUGGCUAUGCUUUACGUGCGCUACAUCCAGAUAUUCAGAACGCUGGAGACGGUCUAUGACCUGGUGGUCCACCCUCAGAAGAGGAGAGUGAUCCGGCUGCUUCUGGAUGGUGUGAUGGGGAGGGUGUUGGAGCUGAAGAAUGAAAUGGUUGAGAAGGAGUUUUCAGAGUACCACUACAUGGAUGAUGUGAUUUUCGACCUCAAGCUCACACCUGCUGACCUUGAGAUUCCUAUUCCUCGCUUCUUCCUUCAUGAAUGCAGCAAAGAAGUCCAAGAACGAAAGACCAUGCUUACUGAUAUUCUUAAAAUGGUGGAAAUUACUGAAAGCUCUGAGCUUCUUCUGAGCAAAGACAUGAAGCAAGAGGAGGCGAUAAAGAUCAUUCAGAUGGCAGAGAGGGCACGGCAAGGGCGCCUGAGAGCAAAACUGAAUGAAAAAAGCAUAAACAUGAACAGGAUGUACAAGACAAAGGACUCGGGCGCAGCUGUCGCUGAAAUGGCCGCAACCUGCAUCCAAAAGAUGUGGCGGGGAUACCUACAGAGGAAGAGGACGAAGAUUGCUCGAGAAGAGGAAAUGAUUUUUCUGGGAAUGGCUAUGGAUCCAAAAUAUCUGAUGCCGUGUCCUGCAGAAGUCACAGCUGAUGCCAUUGACGAUUCUACGCGCCUUAAACGGGACGCACAUGAGGAGAUUUUCCAGAAAGCCGCAGUGACCAUCACUAAAGAGCUCCGGGACACGGAGGGUCGUGACAUGAGUGAAACCAAGAAGGGACAGAUUCGUCAGUGGUUCUUUGAAUGCCGCAAUACUACCGGAGCGUUUCCAGACUACCCAGAUGUAGAGGAUGGAGGAUCUGCACUCAUUUUUGUUGAAAAGAAUCCUCAGCAGUUACUGGAAGAAAUUGCUGCAAAGGAAGAGGAAGAUGCCAACAGUAAACCAAAAGGAAAAGAAGACAAGAAAGCAAAAGGGAAGAAGAACAAGGGGAAAGAUGAAAAGGAGGAGGCAGGCUUGAAGAUGCUUCCUUCUGCUUUUCUGUCGGAUUUGGAAGUGGGACAGAAAGCUUACGUAGAUUUUUGGCAAAGCCGAAACGAGUCUGGAAACUUCAACCAGAGACAUGAGGUGGAGCUUCUCAAGGAGGAAAUGAGAAAAACCAUCCAGGCAGAAAUUCAAGUUCAGGUGGAUGAAGAGAUGAGACAGGAGCUGCUUGAAUGGAAGCUCUCUGUAGAUAAAGACAAGGGCAGUAAAACAAAGGCAAAUGCCAAGAAAAAGAAAGGAUCAAAGAGCGGCAAGAAGAAGAAAAAAGAGAAAGAUCUGACAGCUGAUAGGACUGUUGAGUCUCUGUGUAAGGAACUGGUGGAACAGGGCUUGUUGAAACAGCCGAAUAAUGUCAGGCUGCAGGACUACUUGGGUGACUAUAACUACCUUGGCACCACUCUCAGGCAAAAUGACAUUGAGCCCAUGCCGUCGCUGUCAGACGUACGACAAGUCUUAGCUCUUUACGCCGUUCUGCCUUUAGGCUCUCAGGCUGUGCACGAGAAGGCUCCUCUGAUAAAGGCCAUCCUGCUGGCGGGGCCGGCCGGCGUGGGGAAGAAGAUGUUGGUCCACGCCGUGUGCCAGGAGACGGGCGCCAGCCUGUUUGAUCUGUCUCCUCUGAACACCGCGGGGAAGUACCCCGGCAAGAGCGGCCUCGCCUUGAUGCUCCACAUGGUGUUUAAGGUUGCGAGAUUGCUUCAACCUUCAGUGAUUUGGAUCGGAGACGCCGAGAAAAUGUUCUACAAGAAAGUUCCCAAAGAAGAAAAAGAGCUGGACCCGAAGCGGCUGAAGAAAGAUUUGCCCAAAUUCCUCAAACUGAUCAAAGGAGAGGACCGAGUCCUGAUAAUAGGAACAACUAAAGACCCGCUGUGUGCCGACAUCAAGCCGCUGUGUAAAAUGUACAGCAAAAUCAUCCUCAUCCCCAGGCCCGACUACGGCUCAAGACACAUCUUGUGGAAGAAGCUCAUCAAAAGUCAUGGCGGCGAGGUGACGAAGGCCUUGGACCUCAGCUCUCUUGCAAAGAUUUCUGACGGCUACACCCCGGGCCACAUCGUCCAGGUGAUCCAGAGCGUCAUCACGAAGCGCCGCAUCCUGCAGCAGGCCAACAGGCCCAUCACUGCCGCCGAGUUUGUGGCCCCGUUAGCCAAAUACGACCCUGUGUUCCAGGAAGAAGAGGAAGCCCUAAAAAACUGGUACGGCAAGACGCCCCUGGGAAAGAAACGGAUUAAAGCUGCCACUGGAAAGGAAGACGAAGCACCGGUUAAAGGCAAAAAUGCAAAGAAGAAAGGAAAAAAAUAA